AGGAAGGAAGGGGGGGUGUCAUGGCGACGAAUAUUGAGCAGAUCCUUCGGUCCUUUGUGGUCAGCAAAUUCCGGGAGAUCCAGGAGGAGCAGCAGCAGCAGCACGGCGGUGCAAACGUGGAAGGGCAGCCCAAUGGUGACACGAUCCCAGCUGAGCAGGCCGGGCCCUCCGAAGCCUCUGGAGCUGCUGGGAGUUGUCAGAGUGAGCAGAUAGUGCAGAAAAUAGAGGAAGUGCUCUCCGGAGCCCUCGGGACAGAGCUGCAGUGCAACCCAGAUGUAGACAAAAAUACUGUGAAAAAUAGUACUCAGUCUACAAAAAGGAGCUCUACAGGUGAAGAUGAAAUUCCUAGAAAAAAAGCAAAGAAAAACAAGAAGCACAAAAGCAAGAAGAAGAAGAAAAAGAAGAAGAAAAGGAAGAAAGAGAAGAAGCAUAAAAAGCAACCAAAGGAAUCCAAGUUGAGUGCGCGCCCCGGAGAGCCUGCAGGCGUGCAGCCAGCCCCUCCCUUGGUGCCAGAGCAGUCCAGCUCCCAGGUGAAUGUACAGCAAGGAGUGUUUGCAGAGGCAAACCUGGUGCAGCCAGAACUGUGCUCCAAACCUGCUGAGGGGCUUGAUAAUCAAGCUUUAGGACUUGUUUCGCAUUCAGUGACUGAUUCUCAACAAUCUGCAGAAAAUCUUCCAAGUGGGGAGGGGACUUUGUGUUCAGCAAAUCCUCCAUUUAAUUUAGCAAGCAUCCAGUCUAAUAUCCCAGAAAAUACUAGUAUAGCUCAAACUAGAAUUUGCACUAGCGAAGAACAAAUUCAGCAGUCACAUGAAAAUAUUUAUCCUGUAGCUAUUAAUGCCAGUGUUGUUGAUACUGGAAAUAAUACUUGGUCCAGCAUCCCAUCUGGAAUUGUCAAUAAAUCAGAGAUUCAGAAAGAUUCAGUAGAAGCACUGGGAGGUACAGAAGUCACUCUUAAAUCUCAAGGCAUUGGGGAAGUAAAAGCUUCGGACGCAGCUCUGGAGCCUGAGACCAUGGAGGUGUUGACUUACUCGGAAGUGUCUCAUCAGUCUGUGUCUCACAGGGCAGCACAGGGGUUAGGAACAGCUUCAGAAUCCGUGUCCCUGGCAAGUGGUGUGACAACAACCCCUACACCUGCAAAUUGGGCACAUCCAGGUGCUGUGACUGUAGCUCACAUGGUUGUGGCUGGGCAAGAAGUGAAAAUUCCAGAAACAACUGAAAAAUCUCUACAUGUGGGAAAUGUGACAAGUGUGGAGAGACCUUUGGAACUGGGGGGUGCGAGCAGAACGUUGGAGCCAUCCCUGCAGCCCUCAAUAAUGUCUGGGAGUUUGAGCAUGACCCAGGGCAGCCCUUUGGAGGCUUCCAGUGUUCUGAAAGCAGGCGUACCUUUGCAACAUCCUGUGACAGUAUCUGCAGCCACCCCUGUGACCCACGUGGAAAUAAGUGCCAAAACACCUCCAGGACCAGGAGCUGUUACAAAAAUGAAGGAUAUGGAACCUGCUGUGGGGAGUGUGAAAGCUUUAGAAACAACCAUAGAGCCUGUUGUAGCAAAAGAUGUUAGAGCAGCUCAUGAGAGUCUGCAAGGCAGAAGUGUGGAAGGAACCACUGGUUAUGCAACAGCAGUGGGUGCAUCAGGAGUGUUCCUACAGCAUGGAGUCUUGGCAGAAACAAGGAGUGUGGACAGAACCCAGGGAUCUGCACUUCCAGCAGGAUUGACAGGUAUGAACGUGGUUGCAGAGACAAGAGGAUUAGGAGCAACUUCAGAACCUGCAGCAGUUGUACAGAGCUUCAUUCCCCAAACAGCUCCACAAGUCCACAUGGCAGAGGGUUUUAGAAGUCCACGAGCAAAAGAUCCAGAAGGUACUUCAUUGCUGAGAGAAUCAAGACCUGAGAGUGAAUCACAUGUGAGAGGUUUGGCACCUUCCCUGUCUUUGCAGAAGGAAAACACACAAGGUCUAGGAGGAGUCCUGAGACCAGUGGCUGGGGUGGAAGCAAAACCUUUCACAACAGCUUCAAUGUCCUUACAAGUAGAAGGUGUGAAAGCUUCAGAAGAAGCUGUGCAUUGUGGGACUGUUGCAAGUCCAGGACUUCCUGCCUUAGAAAGGACUCCUGAACCUGUGGUUGCAUGUGAAAGUGUGGAACCAGUUAGAGAAGCUGAGGCAUCAGCAGGGGUGAUGCCAUGGCAAGCCACAGCAGAGAGAGAACCUCUCCAUGCAAGCCAGACACAGAGUUCCAUCACUGCACAGUCACAGAUCAUGGCACACACAGGACCCUCACACACUGAGGUGCUGAGGAAGAGAAGGGAUUCGGAACACGUUCCAGAAGCAGACACAAGGAGCAGAGAAGCAAUCCUAGGAACUGUGCAAACUUCAGAAACCAGUUCAAAAUCUAUUCAGGAACAAAGAGUAGGUCAUUCAGCAGCAGUGUUGGAGUCUUUGCCCAGAGUGGAAGAAAACAGUAUGGCGUCAGGAGUACUGACAGAUAUGCAAACUCAGGGAUCUACUGUAGAACAUGAAAUUGCAGCAAGGAGGACCAGCACACAAGGAAAUGAGCUCUCAGAAAUGGAGAAAGCAAAAUAUCUGGAACCAUCAUCAGAAGCUGGAGGAACGAGGUGGUUAGAGAGAACAACAGAGUCUGCUACAGUAGAGGUGAAAGGUUCUGAAACAGGUGAAAAGCUUGAGGUACCCAUGGGUGAUGCUUCAGCAGCUGUUCCAGAAUACUUGCAUGCUGAAAAGCAACAAGAUCUUCAAGUAGUUCUAGAAGCAAAACCUGCUGCAGAAUGGAAGAGUUCAGAAGAGGCUCCAGAAAUCUUGGGUGUUUCUGAAAUAAAAUCUUCUGAAGCAGUUCCAAAACCAGGGGAUGUGAAAGGCCAGGAAACCACACUGGAACAUGAAGUGACAGCCGAGGUACAAUAUGUAGAAGGAGUACAGGGUCAACAGGUGGAGGAUAUGGUGAUUGAGAAGGAAGAUGCAGAAGAGACUCAAACAUCUGAGCCUUCAGUAGCAGAAACAGUUUUAAGUUCUUCACAUGCAGCAGAGGAAAAGGUUUCAGCAGGAACUCCUGUAGCAGAAACACAAGAUUUGGAAACAGCUCCUCGUACUGAUGUAGAGCUGAAAGAUGCAGAAGCAGCUGCAGGGUUGGAGGCAGAGACAAAAGACUUGGAAGCAGGUCCAGCACCUGAGACUGAUGCAGAAGCAGGUCCAGAACUUAUAGAGGAAGGCCAGUUGGAAGACACUCCAGAGGCUGAGGAUGUCAAAGAAGCAACUCCUGAAGAGGACUCAGAGAAAAGAGACUCAGAAACAUCUGAUGUGCAGCCUGAUGUGGCAGCACGAAUGAAGGAGACUCUCAUGAGGCUUGAGAAUGUUGUUGAAAAAAGUAGUCAUAGAACCAGUGAGAAAAAACAUGAUUCAAAGAAACAGAAAAGGAGCCGUUCCAAGUCUCAGUCCAGGUCUAGGAAGCGGAAGAAAAAAUCAAGGUCACGUUCCACUUCCAGGCGUUUGACCUCUAAAAGAGCGCGUUCUAGGAGCAGAAACUAUUCAGUUUCCAGAAAAAAGCAUUCCAAAUCUAGGUCCCGCUCUGUGGAGAAGAGAGAGAGAAGAUUGUCUUCCCGGCGGUCCAGGCGCAGACAUUCUAGGUCAUCUGACCGUUACAGGUCUAAAUCCAGAUCAGCAGAAAAGAGAUUGUCCAGACGGAGACGUUCCAGGUCGUCUGACCACUACAGGUCUAAAUCCAGGUCAGUGGAGAAGCGGCUGUCCUCCCGAAGGUCCAGACGCAGACGCUCCAGGUCAUCUGACCGCUACAGAUCCAAGUCCAGGUCCGUGGAGAAGCGGCUGUCCUCCCGAAGAUCUGGGCGCAGACGUUCCAGGUCUUCCGACCGCUACAGGUCUAAGUCACGGUCAGCGGAGAAGCGAUUGUCUUCCCGAAGGUCUGGGCGCAGACGUUCCAGGUCCUCUGACCGCUACAGAUCCAAGUCCAGGUCAGCAGAGAAGCGAUUGUCCUCCCGACGGUCCGGGCGGAGACGUUCCAGGUCUUCCGACCGCUACAGAUCCAAGUCCAGGUCAGUGGAGAAGCGAUUGUCCUCCCGAAGAUCCGGGCGCAGACGUUCCAGGUCGUCUGACCGCUACAGGUCUAAGUCACGGUCAGCGGAAAAGAGGUUGUCCUCCUGGCGAUCCCGCCGCAGACAUUCCAGGUCCUCCGACCGUUCAAAAUCUAGAUCCAGGUCUUCAGAAAAGGGAGGAGGCAAAGAGUACUCCUGGAGGUUCAGGAAUCGGUCUGGUUCCUCUGAUGGUUCAAAAUCCAGGUCAAGAUCUGUUGAGAAAAGAGGUCGGAAGGCGUCUGUGCGGAGGUCCAAACGUCAGCGCUCAAAGUCCUCGGAUCGCUACAAGUCUCGGUCCCGGUCAGUAGAAAAAAGGGAUCGAAAGCAAUCGUCGCGGAAGUCUAAACGUCAGCGCUCCAAGUCCUCUGACCGCUACAAGUCUAGAUCCAAAUCUGUGGAAAAAAAGAAGGAAUCCUCACGAAAAUCCAAGCGUCGACGCUCAAAAUCUUCUGAGCGUUACAAGUCUAGGUCUAGGUCUGUGGAAAAAAAGCGCAAGGAGUCUUCAAAAAAAUCCAAACGGAAACGUUCCAAGUCCUCUGACAGUGUUAAGUCAAGGUCCAAAUCUGUAGAAAAAAAGGAUAAGUCAUCCUCAGCAAAAUCCAGUAGCAAGCAUGAGUCUUCUGAACUUCAGGAGUCAGCCAAAGGUCUUGAUGAAGAUGUUCCUCAGUCUUCUUUUGGAAGUGACGAUAAAUCCUCUAAUGGUCCCACAUCAGUGGCUUUGUCUGAUGGAGUAAACGGCCCAGUGCUGCCACCAUCAUUUGGAAGUGGAUUAUCCAAAACUUCAGAGAGCCUUGAGGAAAGGUCCUCAUCUGUUGAAAAAACAGCAGAUCUGCAGCAUUCUACCACAUCUGAAUUUGAUACUUCCAAAACCCCAGAUGACCAGGAACUGAGAUCCACAUCUGUGGAAAAAACACAGGAUUCAGAGCUGUCUGUGACAUCUGAAAAUGGAUCAACUGAAAAAGCAGCAGCUCUGGAGUCUUCAUUGCUACCUGAACUUCCAUACUCCACAUCCAAGUCAAGAUCCUCAUCUGUUGAAAAAGGAGGAGAUCUAGAAACUUCUUCAGUAGCAGAAUUUCAUGUCUCUGCAUCCCGUGAAGGUGAGUCCAGAACUGCACCUCUCAAAGAAGUAGAAGGUCCAGAGCUUCCUCCAGCACUAAAAAGAGAGAUGGAACUUCGGUCAGCUCUCCUGUCCGAAGGUGGAGUCUCCAACUUGUCUGAUGGUCACGAUUCGCAGCAUAUCCCUGGUGAGCACAAAGAGCUCUCACAGGUUCUGCAGGUACCUGAACGUGAGUCUUCCCAGCUGGCUGACAGCCCUGGAGCAGUGGAAGCUCAGAGGCCUUUCCUGCCACCUGAGAUGAUCCGCCCUGUGAUCCCUGAUGGCUGUGAGUCAGGCCAGACGCAGGAGCCUUCUCUGGCUUCUGACGGUGGACAUUUUGUGUCUCCUGAUGGACAUGGAUCAGGAUCCAGCUUCGCUGCACCAAUGGAGGCGCAUCCAUUGUCUGUAGGCGAGUCUUUUAAGUCACCACAUGGAAAUGAACAAAGAUUUUUAUCUGUAGAAAAAGUCAAGACUCCAGAUGUUUCCCUGACAUCUGUGUGUGGUUCUGUUGAGGUGUCUGCUGACAUCAUUUCAGUGUCUUCUUUUGAAGUUCAUGAGUCCAGACCAUCUGUUGACAAAGCUUUAGAUGGUCCAACGCUUCCACAAGUGCUUGAGGUUGACUGCUCCAGAUCUUCAGAAAUGCACGAAUCAAGAUACCUGACUGCAGGAAUAGACGGUGCAGGAUCUUUGGUGAUGUCUAAAAGUGGGAUUCCCAUAUGCCACGAUGGCCACAAAGCAAAGUACAACUCCUUUGAGCAAACUGAGAGUGCAGACCUGUCCGUGGCAUCUGAGCUCCGGUGUUCCAUCUUACCUGAAGGCUAUAAAUUGGCAUCUGCUGCAGUUGAAAAAGUGGAGAUCCAGAAGCCUCUCUCACUGGAAAGUGGCUUCUCUGUGUCUGCUGACGGCUGUGAAUCAGUGGGCACACCUGAAAAACUACAGCCCCCAGUGGCUGCUGUGCCAUCAGAAGGUGGGGUUCUGCUGUUGCCUGACAGUCAUGAGCAGAGACCUGUCCCUGCAGAGAAAGCAGAAAUGCUGAAUUCAUCUGAGCUGAAACACCUGGCAUCCCCUGAUGGCUACAAGCUGAGAUCUGCCUGCAGUGAAGAAGUGCAGGAGCCCAUUCUGGUACGGGAACGCAGGUGUUCUGUUGCCUCCGAUGGUCAUGAGUUGUCAUCCACCACUUCUGAAAGAGCUGAGGAGCCUUCUCAAGUGACUGAAAAUGAGUACACAGUAGGGCUUGAUGGCCCGGAGUUGACAUCAACCCCUGCUGAAAAAACGGAGCUGAGGAAGCUUUAUCAGAUGCCUGAAGAAAGAUGUCUGGAGUCCAUCGACAGCCAGGACCUGCAGUCACCCUCUGCUGAAGAGACACAGAUACAACAGCCUGCUCUGGUGUCUGAAAAUGAUCAUGCCGUGUCCUGGGUGGGCCAGGAGUUGAGGUCCAGCUCUCCUGAGAAGGCAGAGAUGCAGGAGGAGGCUGUGGUUCCGGAACCAGAAGUGCAGGAGCGUUCUCUGCUGCCUGAAAGUGAAUAUAGCGAGUCUCCUGAGGGCCAGGAGGUGGCUGAGGCCAGCCCUGCUGAGAAGGACCUGCAAGAACCUUCUCUGACACCUGGCAGUGAAUGUUCCAUCUUCCAUCAAGGCCAGAUACUGCAGUGUGGCCCCACCAAAAGCACAGCAGUGCAGCAGCCAGUGCUGGUCCACUAUGCUGUAUCUCCCGAGGGGCAGGAGGUGCAGGACUGUUCUGUGCUGUCUGAAAACGAAUACGAGGCAUCCCCCAAAAGGCAUCACUUGGGAUCCAGUCCUGUUGAAAAAGAACUGGAGGAACAUUCUGAAGCAUCUGAAAGUGAAAGUUCAAUGUCCAGUGAUAGCCAGGAGUUGCAGCCUGCUGUUGCUGGAAAAACAGAGGGGCCGGAGUUGUCCUUGUCUGAAGGAGAGUGUUCCAUGACUCCUGAAGGUCAGGAGCUGCAGUCCAGCCCUGCUGAAAGAGUUCUAGCCAAGGAACCUUCUCUGACAUCUGAACAUGCUCUGUCACCUGAAGAACGCGAGUCAAGAUUGGAGCGUGCUGAGGAAGCAGAAGGUGUGGAUUCUACUGUGGCAGCUGAACGUGACCAUCUCUUUUUUGAGAGCCAGGAGGUGAGUUUCACCUCUCUUCAGAAAGCAGAUGUGCGGGACCAGUCUCCAACACCUGAAGAUGAACAUGGAGCAUCUCUUGAUGGGCAGGAGUUGAGAUUCACCACUGUUGAAAAAGUAGAUGGUCUUGAACCAUUGAGAGUGAAUGAUAGAGCCUCCAUGUCCCCUGAUGGCAGCGACUUGAAUUCCAUCCCUGCCGAAAAAAUGGAUCGUGCAAUGCCUUCUUUAUUGCCUGAAGGACGCUCAGUGUCUCCUGAUAACUGCAGUGUGGGCCCUGGAGAAGAAACGGGGGAUCUGGAGCCCUCUGUGAGAUCUGAGCGUAGAGACUCCACAUCCUCCUGUCAAGAAGGUCGUGAGCCAAGGUCUCCCAUGGAGGAAGAGGGUCUGGAGUCCUCUGUGACUUCUGAACAUAGACAAUCCCUGUCCCCUGAGGGCCAUGACCAGAAGUCUAUUGCAGAUGAAGAAAUGGAUGAUCUGGAGAGGCGUUCCACUUCCCCUGAUGAGCACGAGUCAAGAUCUAGCACUGGUGAAGAAGCAGAGGAUCUGGAGCAGCCUUUGACAACAGAACGUAGGUGCUCUGAGUCCUCUGAUGAGCACGAGUCAAGGUCAACCAUUGGAGAAGAGGCAGAGGACGCAGGGACCUCCUUGGCAGCUGAAAGAAGAGAUUCCGUAUCCUCUGAUGACCGUGAGUCGAGGUCUGCUGCUGGGGAAGAUGUAGAAGAUGGGGAGCCCUCCUUGACAGCUGAACGUAGACACUCCACAUCUUCUGAUGACCACGAGUCAAGGUCUUCAGCUGAUGAGGAAGCAGAGGAUGUGACAGCUGAUCGUCGCUCUGUGUCUCCUGAUGGACGUGAGUCAAGGUCCACCGUUGGUGAGGAAGCAGAGGACCAGGAGCUCUCAUUGACAGCUGAGCGUAGACACUCCACGUCUUCAGAUGAACAGGAGUCAAGGUCUACUGCUGGUGAAGAUGCAGAGGAUGUGGAACCCUCCUCGGCAGCUGAACAAAGAGAUUCCACCUCCUCAGACGAGCAAGAGUCAAGGUCUACUGCCGGUGAAGAAGCUGAGGAUGCGGAACCUCUGACAGCUGAACACAGGCGUUCCGCAUCCCCUGAUGGGGCUGAAUCGAGGUCUACCACUGCUGAAGAGGAAGGAGAGGAUGCAGAGCCCUCCUUGACAGCUGAACAAAGAGAGUCCACCUCGUCAGAUGAGCAUGAGUCAGAGUCUUCCAGUGGUGAAGAGGAGGGAGAGGAGGCAGAACCCUCUUUGGCAGACGAGGAAAAGCAGGAUUCCGUGCCUCUUGAGCAGUCAGAGGGACAGGACUCUUCCUUUGUCCCUGAAAGCAGACGUUCUGAGUCUUCCGAGCGUGAAAAAUCCAGAUCUAAAUCUGUUGAUAAAGCAUCUGACAAGGAGUCUCCACAGAGAUCUGUAAGCAGGCACUCAAAGUCUCCUGCUCACCAAAAGAGUCGAUCCACAUCUGUGGAGAAAACAGCAGACAAGGAGUCCGUGCGGAGGUACAGACGGAGACGCUCCAGGUCCACGGCUCGCCAGAGGAGCCAGUCAACCUCUGUGGAGAAAACAGCAGACAAGGAGUCCUCACGCAGGUCCAGGCGGAGACGCUCCAGGUCUGCUGCUCGCCAGAGGAGCCAGUCCAAGUCUGUGGAGAAGGCAGCAGACAAGGAGUCCUCGCGCAGGUCCAGGAGCCGGCGCUCCAGGUCCUCCCAGCGCAGGUCCAAGCGAUACGACGCGGACUCGCGCUCCAGGCGGAAUCGCUCCAGGUCAGCCACUCGGAGAAGAGCGUCCCGGUCUCGCUCCAGCUCCCUGUCACGUUCCAGGCACAGGAGGAGAAGCAGGUCGAGGUCGGCGUCACGAAGGCGGCGUUCCUUGUCCAGAGACAGGCGCAAGAGGUCUCAGAGAAACAGGUCGAGGUCCACUGACAGGAGGAGGAGAAGAUCGGACUCCCGGGACCGCAGGAUCUCGCUGCGGUUGCGGAGCAGGAGCCGGACCCCUCUGCGGCAGCGGCGCUCGCGCUCCAGGGGCAGGAGGAGGAGCUCCAGCCGCUCCCCGAUCCGGCUGCGGCGCUCGCGCUCCUCGGGCAGGAGGCGCUACAGCAGAUCCCCCGACCGGCGCCGCUCCCGCUCCUCCGAGUUCUCCAGCAGGUCACCCAAACGCCUCACAGACCUGGACAAGGCGCAGCUCCUGGAGAUCGCCAAGGCCAACGCAGCCGCCAUGUGUGCGAAGUCCGGCGUGCCCCUGCCCCCCAGCCUGAUGCCUCUGCUGUCCCAGAAGAAGGAUGACAAAGCCAACCAGAAGUCCUCGAGGGACACCUUGAAGGAGCUCACUGAGAAAUGCAAGAAGAUUGCUCAGAGCACUGAUGAUGUGAUAGUGAACAAGCCUCACGUUUCUGAUGAGGAGGAGGAGGAACGUCCUUUCUAUAACCAUCCUUUCAAGCUGAGUGAACCCAAACCUAUUUUCUUCAAUUUAAGUACUCCCAGCAUAAAACCAGCACCACCACCCCAACCAAAAAACCAGGUCAGCCUGUCCAAGGAGUUCCCUGUGUCCUCUGGGUCUCAGCAUAGGAAGAAGGAGGCAGACAGUGUGUAUGGAGAGUGGGUUCCCGUGGACAAGAACGGCAAGGACGACGGCAAGGACGACGUUUUCCCCAAGCCAGCCAUUGAGUGUGUGGACAUAACCACAGCCAUGAACGACAGAGCAGUGGCCCAGAAGAGGCUCAAUGAGAACUCCUUUGACCUGGAGGCCAUGUGCAUGCUGAACCGGGCACAGGAGCAGAUCGAUGCCUGGGCUCAGUCCAACUCCAUCCCCGGGCAGUUCACGGGCAGCACCGGCGCGCAGAUCCUGUCCUCGGACGAGCUCACCAACAGCGGCCCCCAGGCGUGGAUCCGAAAGGAUCAGUUCUUAAGAGCAGCCCCUGUGACUGGAGGAAUGGGAGCUCAGCUGAUGAGGAAGAUGGGCUGGAGAGAAGGAGAAGGCCUUGGGAAGAACAAGGAAGGCAGCGUUGAGCCCAUCAUGGUGGACUUUAAGACAGAUCGAAAGGGGCUGGUUGCUGUGGGAGAGAAGGCCCAGAAGAGGUCCGGCCAUUACGUGGUGAUGAAGGAUCUCUCAGGGAAGCACCCGGUGUCUGCGCUGAUGGAGAUCUGCAACAAGAGGAGGUGGACGCCGCCCGAGUUCGUGCUGGUGGACGACAGUGGGCCUGAUCACCGCAAGCAUUUCAUCUUCAAGGUGAGAGUCAAUGGCAACGAGUACAGGCCCACCUUUGCCAGCCUUAACAAGAAGCACGCGAAAGCCACGGCGGCCACGGCGGCGCUGCAGGCCAUGGGACUCGUACCAAAGGAAAGCAUGGUCAAUACCACCAUGUUCAGGAGUGCCUCACACCGCUAAGCUUGGCUUUACUGGGACACUGGUUCUGAGCAUUUUACUCUGCACAACAAAUGGUAUUUGCCCCUCUCAUGUUGUAAAUACAUCGGCGAUUCCCACCUUGUAAAAACUGUACAGACGCCCGCAGGUUUUUUCUUUUGUACCAUCCAAAUGUAUUUAAAUCAUACUUAGUUUUUGGUAUGUUUAUAUUGUUUACAUUAGUGAUGUAAUUAUUUCUUAAACGACUAAAUCGGAUGACAGACUCUGGAGGCAUCAGAAAUCCAGACCCUUGGCUGAAGCUCCUGCAGUUCCUCUCCUGUCAGAGCGUUGACCCUUUCUUUGAUACAGUUUUGUAGUGGCUGCAGAGUCCCCUGGGCUCGGGGGUGCUGGGGACACCCUGGGGCCCUGCCCGGGCGCUGCCCCUCGGUGCCACCCCAGGACAGCCGGGGGGACACGGCCUGGCCCAGCCUCCCGGGGGGCUGCAAUUCCCAACCAGUGAAUCCACUGCCUGAUGCUGAUUGUACGGAUUUGUGGUUCAUGUGAAUUUUAAACUCUUUAACAAAUCUACAACUGGAUUUGGGGGGAGGGAGGGGGUAGAAUGACGCUUCAAUUGUUGUACCCAACUUGGUCAAUAAAGCAGCACAAGUUCAUAAUCUUCA
Melozone crissalis (California towhee) is the source of this 11344-nucleotide messenger RNA. RefSeq names its product SON DNA and RNA binding protein (gene SON). The transcript is spliced from 12 exons. The record is from RefSeq and is a predicted model, not a curated record. NCBI's taxonomy places the organism in Eukaryota, Metazoa, Chordata, Aves, Passeriformes, Passerellidae. Gene Ontology annotation, molecular function: RNA binding. Gene Ontology annotation, biological process: regulation of mRNA splicing, via spliceosome; regulation of cell cycle. Bases 21 to 10709 code for a protein of 3562 amino acids.